CAAGCUCUAACACUAGUCUAGACUGCCAUUCUUUUGUAUCAUUCGACCUGAUUCAAUCGUUUUUUUUUAUCUCUAUUUUCUCUACCACCUUGUUCGAGUUGAACAUUCCUCGUGCACUCAACGCCCCGCGCCAUUGACCACCCUGUCAUCCAAUCCUUCUUGCGCCCUGUUGCCCUCAACCUCGUCCCCCGACCAUGAGAUAGUGCUCUGGCAGUCAUCUUGCUUUCCUCGCCGCCCUUCCGCCCGCUUUCUUGCCCCUGGCGGCUGGUUUUCCCCUAUCUGUCUUCGGCUGGUAUCCUUGAAGCACCUCCUUGUCUUCUCCCCCCCUUCCCCCCUUUCGAUAUGCUUGUCCCCAAACCCCCGGUGGAAUUAGAGGACCAUUGUUCCAUCGUUCACGACAACACGCUCUACACCUACUCCGCCAAAGGCUUCGCCUCCAUCCCCCUCGAACGCAAUGGCACCUGGACCAAGCUGCACAUGGGAGAGCCCGUCUCCAAUGCCGCCUGUAUCAAGGCCCCCGUCGACGGUGACCCCGACCACCAGGCCCUCUACGUAGUCGGUGGCUCCACCCCCGAGGACGACCCAUCCGGUCUGCAACGUUACUCCUUCCAGGAUAAGAAAUGGCAUUCCAUUCAAUCCGCCCGCACGAACAUGGCCAACCGCACCCAUCACCGCGUCGUCUCCCUCAAAGCAUCCGACUCGAUCCUCGUCUACGGCGGCCACCAGGACGAUUCAUCCGUCGGAUCCUCCGAUACCUUCGUCAUCCAAACCACCGCUCCUUACGGCGUCUUGGCCUACACCUCCCAGGGCGCCCCUCCGUCUGUCUCCCCCGUGCUCGUCCCCUGGAGCGACCGCCAAGCCGCCCUGAUCGGUGGGGACACCACCCCGAAAGGCGUCCAUCUCUUCGAACCCAAGGGCGGCUGGCACAAAUCCCCCGUCACCCUCGCCGAUGAACUUCCCGACCACGUCGAGUGUCUCCUCAUGCGUGGAGCGGAUGGGAGCAAGGUCCUCGAGGUCUUUGACUUGAGCGUCGCCCCCAACACCGUCACCAGUCUGGCCCUGGCCCUUCCGGGCGGUCGACCGGCACGGCCCGCCAAAAAGGUCGGAGAACCCGCCAAGAAGGACCGGCGGGACGAAUCCCUGAAGUUCCCCGCCUACAACGACGAACUUGCCUCCUCUACCUCGCGGGAGCAGUACUCCAUGGCUCAGGGCGACCACGGGCUGGUGGUCUUCUCCAGCGGCGACGGCUCCGAGUCCCUGUCCAUCUUCAACCAAACCGCCAACGGCUGGCUCAAUGCCACGCGGCUCUUUUACGGCGACCAGUCCGAGCAGCAGAUUCUCCACACGAUGUCCUCCGAUUCGCCGUCGGCGACCGCCACGAAUGACCCGUCGGAGAGCAGCGCGGCCAGCGGCGACUCCGCGUCGGAGGACGGCGGCAGCGAUGUCGGGACGAUCGUCGGCGCCACGCUGGGCAGCAUCCUGGGCGUCGCAGCCAUCCUCCUGAUCAUCCUCUUCUUGCUGAAGCGCAAGAAGGAUAGCCGGAAGCGAGCGGCCCAGGGCCACGGGGGUGCCGGCGACAAGGACCGCCUCAGCUUCCAAGACCAGGGGGUGGAGCCCCUGACCCGGUCGGCCUACCCCAUGGCGCACAGCCCCGCUCCCGUAGGCGCCUCGUCGGUCGACUCCCUCGCCAUCUUCUCCGGCAACGUCGGGGACGAAAAAUCGCCGCGCCCCGCCGGGGGUCGCCCCUCAAUGCAGCAGAACCGCCAACCACCCAUGAAGUCGAGCCCGUUGGCAGCCAUGGCCACGGCCCCGCCCGCCCAGGAGAACUCGCGCGGCCCCGCCCGCGGGGGGCAACCGGGCGAUCGGAGGACUGACGAGGGCUGGGCCCGGUACUUUCAGGACAACGACACCGCCAGUCUGGUGGACACGCAGCCAACGCAGGCGCCCAAGAGUAUGAACCCCGCCAGCGCAGACAACCGACAGAGCACAUGGCCCACGGCCUCGCUCACCCCGUUGAAUUUCGGGUUCCUCGAAGGACCCAAGCCGUUGGGCCGCGUGCCCACUGGCAGUCCCACCACCGAACACCCGUCCGGGAACCACAUCGCCAUCCCCGAGAGCCAGUCGGCUCGCAUCUCGAGCGCAGACUCCAUCAGCCUUGCCUCCGACGACUACGACCAGGACCGCGACUCCCACUGGCCGCAGCAGCGCAGCUGGCUCGCCCGCCCGGCGAGCAGCACCUACACCGCCAGUGUGUACAACCCGAGCAGCAGCAACCUUCCCUCUACGGCACCGUCUGUGAGCGACUAUCGGCGUCACGACAGCGUGCGCGCGAGUACCAACACGCGGGGUUCCAGCGUCGUCAUCCCCGAUACCCUUGAGCCGCUCCCGACGCGAAAACAGAACACCGAUAUGAGCUGGCUGAACCUGCAUGCCGAGCGAUAACCAUGUCUCUCUUUCCCCGCGAUAGAGACGUACACUAGCCACAAAAGGCGACAAUCGAUACCGAUUGUACAUCCCUCCCUCCUUACAACUCGGGUACUACCAAUACCCACCAUCAACAAUCCGAACGAACGGCAAAAAAGUUUUCUUCCUCCACGACGGAUGUACAGCUAGCUGCAUUUU
Messenger RNA from Aspergillus campestris IBT 28561, 2622 nucleotides. RefSeq lists its product as uncharacterized. The record is from RefSeq and is a predicted model, not a curated record. The transcript has a single exon. NCBI's taxonomy places the organism in Eukaryota, Fungi, Ascomycota, Eurotiomycetes, Eurotiales, Aspergillaceae. Gene Ontology annotation, molecular function: protein binding. Bases 343 to 2442 code for a protein of 699 amino acids.